Messenger RNA from Lagenorhynchus albirostris (white-beaked dolphin), 4844 nucleotides. RefSeq names its product CBFA2/RUNX1 partner transcriptional co-repressor 2 (gene CBFA2T2). The transcript is spliced from 11 exons. Gene Ontology annotation, molecular function: transcription corepressor activity. The record is from RefSeq and is a predicted model, not a curated record. Bases 127 to 1914 code for a protein of 595 amino acids. NCBI's taxonomy places the organism in Eukaryota, Metazoa, Chordata, Mammalia, Artiodactyla, Delphinidae. Gene Ontology annotation, cellular component: nucleus. Gene Ontology annotation, biological process: DNA-templated transcription; negative regulation of DNA-templated transcription.
GGUGACGGCGGCAGCAGCGGCGGCGUUGGGGUCGGCGAGCUUGGCUGCUACAGGUUCCCGCAGCGGCGCCCGCGAGGGACCCGGGCCGCGGGUGGAGGAGGAGGUGCGGGGCGGCGGCGCUUGGCGAUGGUGGGCGUCCCCGGAGCGGCCGCCUUCCAGCUUGGUGCUGACAAAAGGGUGCCAGCAAUGCCUGGAUCGCCUGUGGAAGUGAAGAUACAGUCAAGAUCCUCACCUCCCACCAUGCCACCCCUCCCACCAAUAAAUCCCGGAGGACCUAGGCCAGUGUCAUUCACUCCUACAGCAUUGAGCAACGGCAUCAACCAUUCUCCUCCCACCCUGAAUGGUGCCCCAUCACCACCACAGAGAUUCAGCAAUGGUCCUGCCUCUUCCACAUCAUCUGCACUAACAAAUCAACAGUUGCCAGCCACUUGUGGUGCCCGGCAGCUCAGCAAGUUGAAACGUUUCCUCACCACUCUGCAACAGUUUGGCAAUGACAUCUCACCUGAGAUUGGGGAGAAGGUGCGGACUCUUGUUCUAGCACUGGUGAACUCAACAGUAACAAUUGAAGAAUUCCAUUGCAAGCUCCAAGAGGCUACAAACUUUCCUCUUCGUCCUUUUGUUAUUCCAUUCCUCAAGGCGAACCUGCCUCUGCUGCAGCGAGAACUGCUGCACUGUGCUCGGGCCGCCAAGCAGACACCAUCCCAGUACCUGGCUCAGCAUGAACACCUUCUGCUCAACACAAGUAUUGCAUCCCCUGCUGACUCUUCUGAGCUGCUCAUGGAGGUGCAUGGAAAUGGAAAGAGGCCCAGUCCAGAGAGGCGGGAAGAGAGCAGUUUUGAAAGAGAGACAGUUCCUCCUGAGCCUCCUGCCAAGAGAGUGUGUACCAUUAGCCCUGCUCCCCGGCACAGUCCUGCCCUUACUGUGCCCCUCAUGAAUCCUGGGGGCCAGUUCCAUCCUACUCCUCCACCUCUUCAGCACUAUACCUUAGAAGAUAUUGCAACUUCCCACCUAUAUCGUGAACCCAACAAGAUGCUAGAACAUCGAGAAGUUCGUGAUAGACACCACAAUCUUAGUCUAAAUGGAGGCUAUCAAGAUGAGUUGGUAGACCACCGUUUGACAGAAAGGGAAUGGGCGGAUGAAUGGAAACAUCUUGAUCAUGCCCUGAACUGCAUUAUGGAAAUGGUAGAGAAAACAAGGCGCUCCAUGGCAGUCCUGAGGCGCUGUCAGGAAUCAGAUCGUGAAGAACUCAACUACUGGAAAAGACGAUACAAUGAAAACACAGAGAUGAGGAAAACAGGGAGUGAGUUGGUCUCCAGGCAGCACAGUCCUGGGAGCGCAGAUUCUCUCAGCAAUGAUUCUCAGCGGGAAUUCAACAGUAGGCCAGGAACAGGAUAUGUACCUGUGGAGUUUUGGAAAAAAACUGAAGAAGCUGUGAAUAAGGUGAAAAUUCAGGCCAUGUCAGAAGUACAGAAAGCCGUUGCUGAGGCAGAGCAAAAAGCCUUUGAAGUGAUUGCUACCGAGAGAGCUCGGAUGGAGCAGACAAUAGCGGAUGUCAAACGGCAGGCCGCAGAGGACGCCUUUCUCGUCAUAAAUGAGCAAGAAGAGUCGACGGAGAACUGCUGGAACUGUGGCCGCAAAGCCAGUGAGACCUGCAGUGGCUGCAAUAUCGCACGAUACUGCGGCUCUUUCUGCCAGCAUAAGGAUUGGGAGCGCCACCACCGCCUCUGUGGCCAGAACCUGCACGGCCAGAGUCCUCACAGCCAGAACCGGCCACUGCUUCCUGGAGGGAGGGGCUCCUCAGCCCGGUCCGCCGACUGCAGUGUGCCAAGUCCAGCCCUGGACAAGACCUCGGCAACCACCUCGCGCUCCUCAACACCUGCCUCUGUGACAGCCAUCGACACCAGCGGACUCUGAGCCCCAGACUCGCUUCCCCCUGAUGACCUCACAGCACGACAGACUCUGCACAGGAGGUUGGCUGCUUGAACCAGUGCAAGUAGCUGUCGGGUCAUCAUCAAGAGAAGUGGAGGCAGGAAGACUUCAAGCCCCGGCAAACACUGCUCCCCAGCCUCUCCACACACUUGCCCCAGUUCCCCGUCUGUGUCCUUGGGGGAAGUCAUGUGCACACAGGCAGCUGGCUGGAGCUGCCUCCUCCAUGGCUUCCUGGUUUGUUCCUCUCCCAGCUGAAGCUGGGAUGGCCGGCCACUUUUCUGUGUAGCCCGCCAGCUCCCCUCCCUGCCUCGUGAGGCAGCAGACUGUCGAAUGAACCCUGCCAGGCUGGAGGCAGCUCACCCCAUGUGCUGUCCCCUACUCCAUCGUCCUCCCAUGGCAGAGGCCUGGAGACUGAUAGCAAGCCGGGAGGAGGCCUCUCUCCCAAAGGGAGUUCCCCUUGCCCCUAACAGCUCCUUGAGCCCACCCUCAGCAGGUGCCACUGAUUGGUCCCGUGGGGACUUGGGCAGGCCAAAAGCAGCACUCAGGACUCCCUCCUCGACCCUGCUGUUCAGACUUAAGAUUCUCAGAAACCACAGGAAAGAAGUCACCAUUUCAGUAAAAAGCACCCAUAAUAAAAAAUAAAACUUCACCAAGCAUCACAGAUCAUUUUGGACAAGAUUUUCUAACCUGGCUGGCUAUUUUAGUUUGGGACCCAUUUUUUUUUUCUCUUAUUUGAUUUUGCUUAUGCAGAAAAUAGUUUUCAGCGCAUGGAUUGGUCUGAGGGAGAAUGAGACUCAAUUGUGGAUAGUCUGUUCCCUCUGAGCAUGUUUGCCAAACUAAUAUCACAUUAUUGAAUGGAUCAUCUAUUGGAAAUGCAGAACGUUUUGUCACCACUUGGCUCUUUGCACAGUUGUCUUGUUCUGUGUCCUUUUAUCUCAGACCACGCAUGUCCAGGUCCCUGCGUGGAUCUUCUUCCCGUGGUCUCUAUUUGGCACCUCUGAAGCCGUAGUUGACCCACAGGAUGCGAUGUGGUGUGGCUACGACUUGCCUCACCAAUCAAGGCCUGGUCACUUCUGAGCAACCCUUUUGGACCUGAAGGAAUUCUUCAAACCUUGUCAUUAUGUCCUAUAUCAAUUUAUUAUUGGGCAUACAAUCUGUUUCCCUUCUCUUGUUUUGUUGGUACCUGCCCUCUUUGAGCUAAGAAAAGUUCUGUGAAUUGUGACAACCAUUUGAGAGAGCCUGACCAAUUUUUCUUCCUGUCUUCAGGGAGUUUUCCAGCUGCUUACCUAGCUCUCUGAACAUAACAUCACCUAUAGUCCCUUUAAAACGUUAGGAACUGCCACACACGUUCUUCCCUGUCAUUCAAGUUUUAUUGGGAGCCCAAGGACUUUGACCCUCCCCCACUCCACCUCCAAGCCUUCAGCGCCCUCUUGCGGCAAGGUCCCGCUGGCCCUGGAAAGCUCAGCUUUAGAUGGCCAAUUUCUGUGCAUUGGCCAGAGUGAAUUGAAAGCUCUCAGUAAGGUAUCAGCAUAGGUAACGUUGUCCUUACAUAUAGGUGUAUCUUACUUUAAGAACUUUAAGUCCCUAAUUUACCUUACCCAAGGAUUUUCUGUCUUAAAAGAAACUCAGAACAAGGCACCUUUAGAAUACCUGGAUUUCUGCUACAUAAAGUAAGACAUCCCCAGAGAAAGAAUAACAGAAUAGUUACUUUAUUGUGGAACUCCUUAAGCUGUAGCAGUUGGGGUGUCCUGACUAACAGAGAUGAAAUCAGAACCCCAGACAGGAGUUGCCUACAUUUCCCUGAGAUAUAGGAUGUCCCCUGAGAGGAGGUCGCUGAGCCUGUAAACCUGUUGCAGCAAGAGGGUGUCUCGUGGUGUCCGCUGGGUCUGUCCUCAGCUCCCUUUUUCAUUGGCAAGUUGGAUGAACACCUAGGCAUGUUCUUUAAGCCUUCAGUGGCCACAGGACUAGCCAGGGUAGCUCAGGUUUUUUCGGGUUGGAAUAAAGAGCCAAAACCAACCGAAUACUGUUCGUCAGGGCUCGAUGUCAAGGUCUACAGGUAAGGUUUAGGAUUAGUGUGCAGGUAGGUCCUAGCUCACUUUUGUGGAGUGUGGUUCCAAUGACAGCUUAAUUUUCAGAAGUUUUGUAAUGCUAUUCUAAACGGCUUUGCUCAUGUGCUACCCAGAGGCCAAGCUGAAAGGCAGUGUUCCACACUACAGUUCAGAUCUCAGGCCUUUUGCUGUAUUAAUUUUGGUCAGUUUCACACAUAGGUUGCUAGGGCAUCUGUCCAAGACUUCCUAUUUAAAUGUAAACAGUCCCUUUCUCCACCUCCCGCUCUUCUGAAAUUCUCCAGCUCUCUGGUUAGGAGGAGAAGGGACACUAUUUUGGGAUGGGGUGAGGGGACUGGAGGGCAGGGGUGAGUCCAGGUUCCCCACUUGGUUUCCCGUGUCUGCUGAUAAUCCAGCUGCCAGGUUGAGGGUGCAGAUUCAGGCUUCCCCCUUUCAUUUAAUUAGAUUUAAAAUAAUAGACUGCUUAGAGGAUCAACCUUUAUAGUUUGAGGGGACAAAAAAAGACAUAAUGGUGGUACUGAAGGUAUUGUCAGGGUAGUCAUAGGCUCUUCAAUAUUAUCCUGGAAACCAAAAGCAGAUGUGACACGUGAUGGGACAUCAUUGUCCUCUCCCCGGUGAGGAGAGGUUGCAGGAGCCAGAGAAGACCAGAAGUGGCCAACAUGGGAGCUGUCUUUAAAUGUUCUGAGGGAAGCUUGAGGGCUGGAUCCCCAGAAUUUCAAUCAUCCUUUGGGGCCACACUGCCUGCACCAGGCCUGACUCCAUCCAGUGGUGAGAACAGACUCAGGUUAGUUCUACCUGCUCAGGAAUAGGCAGCCCUCCUCCUGAGCUGUGAGCACCCCACUUGGGAGC